AUGGAGUGGAUGAAGAAGGUGAAGAUGGCUGCUGAUCGUGCACGAGAAGAAGUGCGUGACAUUGUUGCUGAGCCGAAGAAGCAGCUCAAACGAAUCACAGACGACGUUCGCCCGAGAAUGGCAGAGGAGGACUUUGUCGAAUAUGAUCUGAAUCGAUGGAUGGAUGAAAUAAAGCAGCUGACUGUAGACAUUAAGGCCAUGUCAUCGACGCUUGUCAUAGAAGGUGGUGAUGAGUGUGAGUGGAAGAGACUGCUCAAAGUGAGAAAGAUGGAGCAUCAGAGUCUUGUGUCCAAGUCACCACAGAGAAGUGAGAAGGGAGCCAAUGAAGAGAAACAACUCGACUUCAAUAAACUCAAAGACAGAUCACAGAGACAGAUCAAAGUGUAUAGAUCUGAUUAUGCUAUAGGAGCAUCUAAUACGAACUUGCUCUGCCGUGGUGAUCGAGAUACUCUGUGUUUGACUGAUCGAACUGGUCACAAGACAAAUACACUUUGGUGGAAUGGAGGAAAUAUCUGGGAUAUCUGUUGGUCAUCAUUUCUUGACAGAUUUCUGAUAUUGACGAAAAGAACUCUUCAUUCAUUGAAUGUCCAAACAAGUGAAGUGACACAGAUCAAACAAGUGUCAGACAAGAACAGAGCAGACUUUUACAGAUGUACUUGUUCAAAUCAAACAACGUUGGUGUGUUUUAAUAAGAAAGGAUCAGUUGUUGAAGAGUGGGAUAUGAGUGGAGAAUGGAAAAUGAUGAGACGAUGGCAACCACCUGUAUCCUGUCAACAGAAUGAGUGGAUUGGUGAUAUUCGAUUCUCAAUUGAUGGCAGUCAGUUAGGAGUAACAGUGUGGGUAGAUGGUCGAUACAAUCAGUUUCAUGUACGAGAUCGAUCAAUGAACAUCCUCAAUAACAUCACAUUUCCUUCAUCGAAAUCCGGGUAUCGUCUUAUCUGUCUUCCAAAUGGACAAUGGCUGACACAUGAGCAUGAGAAUAAAGAACUUCAUAUAAUUGGCAGAGAUGGUAAAUUAGAACAAACUCUCACAUAUAAUACGUGUGUAUGGAGAGCAGCAUUAUUAAGAAGAUGUCUUGUUAUUCGAACAGAUGACAAUGAACUCUGUUUUCAAGAUUUAUGA
Molecule: messenger RNA, 1122 nt
Organism: Didymodactylos carnosus
Lineage: Eukaryota; Metazoa; Rotifera; Eurotatoria; Philodinida; Philodinidae
Source: the annotation of a GenBank genome assembly